Condylostylus longicornis is the source of this 2728-nucleotide messenger RNA. RefSeq lists its product as uncharacterized. The transcript is spliced from 6 exons. Bases 131 to 2518 code for a protein of 795 amino acids. Lineage: Eukaryota; Metazoa; Arthropoda; Insecta; Diptera; Dolichopodidae. The record is from RefSeq and is a predicted model, not a curated record.
UCGAUCGAUAAAGUGUUCUGGUCUUUAAGCGGCUUGGAAAAUUUUAAUCAACAUCAAUAAUAUACUUAUUUGGUGAACAAUAUAAUUAUAUUUGAAUUUUAAAAAAGCAUUUCAGAAAAAUUCGAAAACCAUGAGUAAAAAUAGAAAUAAUUCGAGACAGGAAAAUGAUGAUUUCGAUGUCGAAGAAGAAUUGCAGAAAAAAAUCAAAUUAAAUGAUGAGACUGAAGAAUAUCUAUACGCUCGCGGGCCAAAAUAUGAUGAAAAUUUAUGGCCAAUACAAUGCUUUUUGUGUCGUUGGACGUAUAUUAUAAAUGAGCGAAAGUUUAAAACUCAUUUGAAAAGUGAUAGGCAUUUAGAAAAUUUGAAAAAGGCUGAAACAGAACCGCCGAAUGCUGAAGAAUAUCGAAAAAUUCAUGAACAAGUUUAUUCGGAUAGAAAUAAUUUGAAAAAUCCUAUCAAAAUAUAUCCAGGCGAUGAUAUAGCAGAAAUUACUCCGGAAUAUGGUGAUAGACUUCUCCCAAUAAAAGUAUACAAGUGGGAUAAUCCACCGUCUGAAAAAGUUACCGAAGAAUUAACUCCUGAUAUUAUCAUGGAUUAUAACCGCAGAUGCCCCAUAUUAGGGCUUUGUUAUGGCUUCAAAAUGGCAAAAAAUGAUAAAGUUCGUUAUUUCUGUGCAUUGUGUAUUCAAGAUUUGAAUGAGACCAAUGCUUAUCAGCACUUUAUAUCGAAGGAACACUCAAUUGCAUAUGCUGAAGCACAUUAUCCGGAAACCUUAAAAUUAUUGCCGUCUGAUAUGACUCAAGAACAAAAAAUUGAUGUUAUAAGAUAUUUUUAUCAUAAAAUUGAAGAGUGGAAAGGAUAUCGCCCAUUUUAUUUGGUUAAUGCCAACUACUUCGAUACAUUAAAAGAUCGAUUUCUACCAAGAGUCAUGAAAAUUUAUCAUUACAACGAAAAUACUGUAAAAUUUCCGGAUGAUGAUAUAAAAAAAAUAGCUGCAUUAGUGAAGUCUGGCAAAGUAAUGGUAACAAAAUAUUUAAAUAAAUUGCCUAAGCAACCAGAAAAAGAAGAGGAUUGUUUAAAAAUAGACACAUCUUCCGAAGCUGUACCACAAGAGGACGAAUGUGAUAUAGAGAAAAAUCGAAGAAAACGUGAUCGAAGCAGUUCAUUAAAACGAUCAAGUAACGCAAAAGAAAGUGAACGUGCUAAGCGUCUGGGUUUGGAUGAUAGUCCAUCCAACUGGCAAAAAUACCGCAUUUAUUGCGAUAAGGCAUUAAGAAAUCUAAAUGCUGAAUAUGCAAACUUUUUCGAUAUCUCUGAAAGACACCCAAAAUACCAAGAAGAAUGGAGAAAAUUUUAUAGAAUGAGAACAGAUCAACUAAGAAGAGAUCGUAUCAAUCCAAAUAACUAUAACUUUAUGCCAGACUGGAAUCGCUAUUGGAUGCGAUAUUUGGAAGAUUGCUAUAAUGAAGACGCUGAAAAAUGUCGUUUUGAAAUUCGAAAGUCAUUAAAAUUACCAUUCCGAACCAGGACACCACCCCCAAUUGAUAACAUUGUUGGCAACAACUCUGCUGCUUCUUCUAGUAAUUCCAAUAAAGGACCCGUACCAUUAAUGGAACUUGCAAUUAGCAAUCCUCUUAUGAUCGAUUAUCAAAGCGGUAACGUUAACGACGACUUUGAACCAUUUAAUCGUGGUGGUUCACGUGAAGAUGGCGGUGACGACGGUUCCAAUAACUUAAAUAAUAACAAUAACAGUAAAAAUAAUAACGUUAAUAAUAUUAAUAACGCAACAACUCAACAACCACAACCAUUAAUCAGUGAUGAACAACUACAACGUAUACAACAACAGCAAAAAGCUGAAAGCUCUGAUAUAAUAAGCGUAUUAUCAGUCUUAAGAUUGCUAGCAGCAUUAGAAAAUGAAUUGGGUAGCCUUGGACCCGUUGUUAAUCAACUUUUGGGUAAAGCUGUUCUGUAUGAAAAGGAAUCUAAAAUGAGUGCAAAUGAACUUUUACAUGAAAAUGAAUACUUUACAUUAUUUGUCACUUCAUUGGAAAAACUGAAGGGUAUUGUUCUAGCUGGUAUAAUUCCGGAAUCAAAAACUUUCGCAGCCAACAAAUGUAUAAAUGAUCUUGAAACAAUACUUAAUUUAUUCGAUGAAUAUUUACGUCGAAAUCCAAAUGCUGCACAGAAACAUAUAACAUCCAAUGAAAUAUUGGACGGUAAACCAAUCGGAGAUGAAACAUUGAAGAAUGAUUCAAUUAAAAUGCAACAAUCCUCUGGUCAACGAGGAGGUAACACUAUUUCAGGCAAUGGAAACAGUGUAAAAAUGAAUUCGAGUGCAAUAAAUGCAAAUGAUUCUCACUUUGCAUAUGAUACAACUAUGGAUGAUAUAAAGAAUGAAUCACUUUCUAAAGGAGGAGGCGGAUCAAUGGGACUUUCAGGAAAGAGAACAAAUAAUGAUGAUAUUCCAAGUUUAAUGGGAAACAAUUUUCGUAGAGGAAAUCCUUUUAGCAAUUGGUAAAACAAUAAAAUUAUAAAAAAUAUAAGAAAUAAAUAUAAAAAAGAUAAGGCAUACAUUAUGAUACACAUUAUUAAUUUCAAAAAGAAAUUUUAUUAAAAUUAUAAUUAAGAUUUAACAGAAACUCCAUAAGUACAGUAAUUCUGAUUUAAAAUAAUAGAGGAGAAAAAAUUCAACAUCAUGUUUUUAAUAAUAUGAAUGUAAUGAUUAUUG